AUGUCGGGCGCAUCAAGUUGGUUGCAGAAAAUGCGAAAAGCAGAGCUGUUAGAGCUUUGCGACUCAGUCAACUUUACAGAGUAUGAUGGACUGAAGAAAACGGAAAUAGAGGUUGCUCUUGACGAUUACCUCACUGAAAACGCGGCGCAAUUUUCUGGAGAAUCGCGACUUGAACCAUUCUAUAGAACGCGAGGGCGCGGCAACCACUCGCCAAUAAAGAGAGAAGCUCCUUCUAUCGUAUCAGAGAUUACCGAGAAGGCAAAGGUGGUAAAGCGCAGAGUUACAAAAGCUGCAGAGGAAUUACUCGCGACUGAUGAAUCCGAAAUCGAACAAGCAACCACACGCGCGCGUUCCGCUCUAGUCAGAACUCCAGCUCGCUCUACUGCGCUUUCAAAUUUGAGUUUCGCGUCGAGUCUUCCCCUCCCACCUUCUCCAGCUGUUGUUGCCGACGUGAUUGACCGCCGAACCUCGCUUUUGCGCUCGAAAGUCUCACAAGCCUACGAAGAUUCGGGUAUCACUGAGCAAGCAGAAGCUGCUCGCGAGACCCUAUCUUCACUUGUUGCGAUACAUUUCGUCAUCAACGCAUUUGAGUUAUAUAGAUUACGAGCGGAGGUUCUCCCAAGCCGAUACGCGUUCACGAUUCCCGAAUUACCAAUUAUUCACACCAGCGAAUACCCCGUCUCAAUCCCAGAUCUAUUUCUGCUAUUGACGAGUUCAUUCUGGGGUCCAACAAUUCUUUGGGCGUUUACCAGCAUCUUUAUCCCAUUAGGAUCGGCCUAUUUCUUCAACCUCACCAGCAAACCUCGCGCGCGUUCCCACAACCAACAUUUCAACUACACGUUCGAUCCCUUGACCUUUAACAUCGUCAAGGCACUCUUGACAUUCGUCAUUUACGGACAAGACGUGACGUUCGGUGGUCUCGUCGAUCUCGAAUACGUCGCGCGCAUCAACUCUGCGCUGUACGGCGGUUGGAUUGGACCAAUCGUCGGUUCGGGUAUUGGCGCCCUGGUCACCGUCUACGAAGCCAUCAUCAAGAAAUAA
Messenger RNA from Glarea lozoyensis ATCC 20868, 1041 nucleotides. RefSeq lists its product as uncharacterized. The transcript is spliced from 3 exons. Gene Ontology annotation, cellular component: membrane. The record is from RefSeq and is a predicted model, not a curated record. Bases 1 to 1041 code for a protein of 346 amino acids. Lineage: Eukaryota; Fungi; Ascomycota; Leotiomycetes; Helotiales; Helotiaceae.